AUAUAUAAAUGAUAUAAAAGCUACUUAGAUGCCACCAAAAGCUAUAGACAUCAUUGUCAUGUGGGCACAGACGACCUCACCAAGAAGGCGUUGCGCUCCACCACUGUUGGUCAGGCUUCCCAAGCGGGCGUGUCUCUUUAGCGAUAUAACUCAUUGGCCGUGUAGACCAGAUCCAAAAAAAAAUAAAAAAUAAAAAAAAUAAAAAUAAAGUGUAAACCAGAUCCUGAAAAAAUCCCACUUAAUGGUUGGAAAAAUACACUUUGUGUUUGUGACCAUCAAGACAUUUCUUUGUAAUGCAACUGUUAAAUAUUUACAUUUGGCUUAUUAAUUAAUUAAUUAAUUAAUUGAUUGGUUACCAUGGCGCCGCGUGUGUGGCAGCUUAUCUGGGCAGCUCUACCUUUUUGUGUUCCUUACUUUGCGUUUUUUAAUAUUUUCUUCCACCUUAUUUGUGUUUUUUGUAUUUUUCAACAACUAUUACGAAGUUCUGCGACAAAGGACGGGAACAUUAUUACUUUUGCUUUUUGUUUUUUUUAUUUUUUCUCAACUCAAGCUCGGGGGAUCCGUUAGGAUGCAGCUCCAUUGUUUACACUCGAGAUCAGUUGUUAGCUCUUAACCGAGCUGAGAUUCUCCUCGCGGGAAAGCCAGAUGUUCCAGCUGAAAUACGGAGGAAACGACGAGGCUGCAGAGCUGGAGUUAAACGCCGGGAGAGAAGACGGAGCGGGUGUACCGGGAGAGCAGCCUGCUGUGUUUCACCGAGACGUGGCUCCACCAGGAAAUGACAAACUCCGUGGUCUCAGUUAACGGAUUCACGCUGGUGCGGGCGGACCGGAGCGCGGCGCAGAGCGGAAAGAAGAAAGGCGGUGGUCUGGCGGUGUUCGUGAAUGACAGAUGGUGUAACCCGAACCACAUCACUGUGAAAGAGCAGCACUGCAGCAAGGACAUUGAACUGGUGGCAGUCAGCGUUCGGCCGUACUACCUCCCACGGGAGUUCUCCCAUGUGCUGGUGGUGACUGUAUACAUCCCUCCGUCGGCUGACGCUGCUGUCGCUUGUGAGCGCGUGCACAGCACCGUGUCCCAGCUGCAGACACAACACCCACAGGCCCUGAUCCUCAUUUCUGGGGACUUUAACCAUGCCUGCACCCCCCUCCCCGCCACCCUGUCCAACUUCACCCAGUAUGUGAACUGUCAUUCAAGGGACAAGAAAACUCUGGACCUUUUAUAUGCUAACGUCAAGAAUGCAUAUACUUCUGCCCCCCUCCCCCGUUUAGGACGCUCUGAUCACAACCUGGUCCAUCUCUCCUCUGCUUACACUCCAGUGGUGAAACAGCAGAAACCACAGAUUAAAACGGUGAAGAUCUGGACUGAGGAGGUAACAGGGCGAGUAAGGGACUGUUUUAGCACCACAGACUGGGACGUUCUCUGCAGUCCACACGGGGAGGACAUUGACAGUCUUACUGACUAUCACGGACCAUGUCAAUUUCUGUGUGGAAAACACAGUGCAAACAAAAUCAGUGCAGUGUUUUUCCAACAAUAAGCCCUGGGUCACUCCUAAGCUGAAGACCCUCCUAAAUGAGAAGAAGAGGGCUUUUCUCUCUGGGGACAAGGAGGAGCUACGCAGAGUACAGA
Oryzias latipes (Japanese medaka) is the source of this 1626-nucleotide messenger RNA. The record is from RefSeq and is a predicted model, not a curated record. Lineage: Eukaryota; Metazoa; Chordata; Actinopteri; Beloniformes; Adrianichthyidae.